This is a messenger RNA of Rhodofomes roseus, 1799 nucleotides long. RefSeq lists its product as uncharacterized. Gene Ontology annotation, biological process: regulation of DNA-templated transcription. Gene Ontology annotation, cellular component: nucleus. The coding region runs from base 127 to 1587 and encodes 486 amino acids. NCBI's taxonomy places the organism in Eukaryota, Fungi, Basidiomycota, Agaricomycetes, Polyporales, Fomitopsidaceae. The transcript has 8 exons. The record is from RefSeq and is a predicted model, not a curated record. Gene Ontology annotation, molecular function: DNA-binding transcription factor activity, RNA polymerase II-specific; zinc ion binding; RNA polymerase II transcription regulatory region sequence-specific DNA binding.
GGUUGUGUAUUACUUGGCGCCGAUAGAAACACGUGGCGGCGGUUUGUGAGGAGGUAAGGAAAGUCCGCAAAGGUUGGUAGCAAAGUUAGUUAACUCGGGUGAGACCGCAUUAGAAAGCGUAGUUACAUGGGCGCACUCGCGCUCCUCGCCGAACACUCCCGACUUCAAACCAUGUCCAGCUUUGCGAACGAUCCGGGCCACGCCGAUGCCACCACUCCUGAUUCCGCCUCGACCGAGCCGCACAAUUUCGACACCGCGGCGAGCGGCGAGCACGACCAGGACGGCACGGGCAAGAAGAAAAAAGGCCCCAAACGCCGCAAGGUCAACCAUGCCUGUCUCUACUGCCGUCGCAGCCAUAUGACCUGCGACGAAGGCCGUCCCUGCCAACGCUGUAUUAAACGCGAGAUUGGUCACCUCUGCCACGACGAGCAGCGCUCUGCGGGCAAGGAAAAGGCUCCCGCACUCGCGAGCCCUACAAGCUCGAUACCGAAUCCUGCCGUAGACGUUACGAGGAAUCUGCCUGGUCCCUCUCAGUUUGCACCACCCAUGGCUGCUGCCCCGAUGAACACAGGAUGGCCUGGUAUGGGAAUGAGCAUGGCACAAGGCGCAUUCCUAUAUCCGCCCGACGCAAUGAACGAGUUCUCGGUUCUCUCAGAUUUUCUGGAGUCCCUGGACGAUGGCUCGUUCUUCGGCCAGCCACCAGGGGUGAACCCGUCGUUGAUGUCUCCGACACCAUAUGGCAACUCUGUUUCCCUCGGCGUGGACAACCCAUAUAUAACCCAUCCACAACCUUCGGGCUCCUCUGAAGCUGUUGCCCCUCCAUCACCAGAGAAGCCUCCAGAAGAGCCUGCGCCGGACGUGCUUCCGGCAGCGACGAAGACGGAGAAGUUCUUCCUCACGGCGGCAGAUCAAGCAUCGGGUUCACGGAACGAACGUCUGAAUAUGGUCAUCCGCAGCAAAUACGAAGCGGGCUUACUGAAGCCGUACAACUACGUGAAGGGCUACGCACGCCUAUCACGAUGGAUGGACAGAAACGUCUCCUUGGAGUCGAAGCAGAAGAUCCUGCAGCCGUUGUCGGUCUUGCGGCCAAAGUUCCGAGCAAUAGCCCAGUCGGAAUCAUUGACAGAUAUCGACCUCGUCUUCAUCGAAGAGGCCUUCGAGCGAUUACUACUCGAUUAUGACCGUGUCUUCUCCGCCAUGGCGAUCCCGGCGUGCUUAUGGCGGCGCACCGGAGAGAUAUACAAAGCCAAUCGCGAAUUCGCAGAGCUCGUGGGUGUUGAUGGGUACAUGCUGCGUGACGGGCGGUUAUGUAUCUAUGAGCUGAUGGCAGAAGACUCAGCUGUAAAUUACUGGGAGAAGUACGGCAACGUUGCCUUCGACUCCAACCAAAAAGCGGUGCUCACAUCCUGCGUGCUGCGUUACAAGCCCCUCCUCCCCUCUUCCGGCGCCUUGACGCCAUCUCGUGGCAAGCCCAGAGAAGACCCCCCAAAGGAAGAGGGCUUCAUGAGCUGCUGUUUCUCCUUCACCAUUCGGCGGGAUCCAUACGGGAUUCCGACGUUGAUAGUCGGCAACUUCAUCAAGUGCUGAAUUCUUGGGUUUUUUCUAGCGUCGUCCUCUUCUUUCCGUGCAAUCUGUCAAGGGUUGGACAUGUGUCUGUACAGUAGCUGCAUACUAACGCCAAGUCUGAUGAACGACCCGAAUGUUGUAUAUCUCCAUAUAUUAUCAUUAGUGCAUACAGUAUUCUCCUGCCUGCAGGAUGCAAUGCGGCCAGCUUCGUUCACACGUCAUGGCUGGUCAUG